Molecule: messenger RNA, 1067 nt
Organism: Juglans microcarpa x Juglans regia
Lineage: Eukaryota; Viridiplantae; Streptophyta; Magnoliopsida; Fagales; Juglandaceae
Product: NDR1/HIN1-like protein 1
Exons: 1
Coding region: 190-822 (210 amino acids)
Biological process (GO): defense response to other organism
Source: RefSeq, a predicted model, not a curated record
AGGCCACACUCUCCUCACAAAAUUAGAAGAGGUCCCUUCACCUCCUAGUCCUCUCAUAUAUAUUGGUCUACCAGGAGAAGAAUUCAUCACCUACUUAAAACCUUCUCUUCCUCCCUCUGAUCUCUCGGAUCUCUCGCCACCCACCUCCACCACCACUGUCACUGCUCUAAUUAUAACCAGAGAGGAGUCAUGUCGGCGGAUUGCGGCCACCACGGGCACAAGCGGCGCAAGAUAUUCAAGCGAAUCUGUGCGGGCAUCCUCAUCUUCAACUUCAUCGUCCUGGUGACUGUGCUCAUUGUCUGGGCCAUUCUCCAGCCAAGCAAGCCCAGGUUUGUACUCCAGGACGCUACCGUCUACGCCUUCAACGUCUCCUCCCCGCCGAACUUCCUCACAUCCACCUUCCAGGUCACCCUUUACUCCCGCAAUCCGAAUGACAAGAUCGGUGUUUACUACGACAAGCUCGACGUCUACGCCAGCUACCACAACCAGCAGAUCACCCUCCGCAGCCAAAUCCCUCCCACCUACCAGGGCCACAAGGAGGUCAACAUCUGGUCUCCCUUCAUCUACGGAACCUCCGUGCCGGUGGCUCCGUACAACGCCCUCUUGCUCAGCCAGGACCAGGCCAAUGGGGCAGUGCUGCUCAACAUCAAGAUCGACGGACGGGUCAGAUGGAAAGUUGGGACCUUCAUUUCGGGCCGCUACCAUUUCUACGUGAGGUGUCCCGCCUUUAUUAAUUUCGGAGCGGCCAAGACCAACGGUAUUCUCGUCGAAAAUAGUGGCGUUAAGUACCAGUUAGUACAGAAUUGUAAGGUUAGCGUAUGAACAUGGCGGCGCCGCCCGUAUGUUGAGUAGUGUCCCUCUCUGAUCUCUCUCAGUGACGCCGGCCGCUAGUUUCGUGUCAAUUUUUAGUUUUCUAUUUUGUGUUUAAUUAGUUUAAUCUCUUAUCUUCUUUAGGUAUACGUCAGAUUUAAGUGUGUGAAUUGUACAAUAUUUUGCUAAAGAAUAAGCGGAGAAAAUGAAAAGAAAUAUAUGGGGACAAAUAGCAAAAUUACAAUCGGAGUUUAUAU